UUUAAGCAGUAUUCGCUGGUACCAUUCAGCUAGCGAGCGGACGUGCAAAAUUCCAGUUAUUCGUGGCAUGUCAAGAUGGCAACUCUAAGGAAUAAAGUUGAGGAUGAAGCCUUUGUUACCUUGACAACCAAUGAUUCGUAUGGGUAUGGGGCUCUUGUCCUUGGUCAGUCUCUACGAGAUGUGGGUACAACCAGGCAACUGGUCGUCAUGGUAACAAAACAAGUCAGCCAGCCAAUGAGGAGGCAGUUAUCCUUCAUCUAUGACGUCAUUCAGCAGGUAGAUCCAUUCGAUAGCCAGGACGCGGCUCAUCUUGCCAUGUUGACCAGACCUGAGCUAGGCAUCACCUUUACUAAGAUUCAUUGCUGGACGCUGACACAUUUCAAGAAAUGUGUCUUCUUGGAUGCAGACUGCUUGGUUCUUCAAAAUGUUGAUGAUCUGUUUGAUCGCGAGGAGUUUUCAGCCGCCCCAGAUGUUGGCUGGCCAGACAUCUUCAACUCCGGUGUCUUUGUCUUCUGCCCUUCGGAAGAGACGUACCAAGGCUUACUACAGUGCGCAGUAACACAGGGUAGUUUUGAUGGUGGCGAUCAAGGCUUGCUAAACACUUACUUCAGUAAUUGGGCCACGCUAGACAUCAAGUACCAUCUGCCCUUUGUAUAUAACAUGACAUCUGCAAUCAGCUACACCUACAGACCUGCAUUAGAAAGAUUUGGCAAAGAGAUUCGAAUAGUUCACUUUAUCGGCACGGCCAAGCCAUGGUUGUACGUCUACUAUCCAAGCACCAACUGGCUAGCACCACCCGAGAGUGGGGACAGUGGACAUGAUAUCGAGUAUGUGAGGAAAUGGUGGGAUAUCUUCCUUACUAAGAUCAGGCCCAAUAUCGAAGAGGAACAGGGAAUUGACUUGUCCGGUAAGUUUGGCAAACUUCGUCUUGAGGUAAGUCCCUUGGGUAGUCCCACAGGGGAAGGGUCUUCAUCCGAGGCCUCUCGCCAGCAGGACUGGGAGAAGGGACAGAUUGAUUACCUGGGCAAAGACAGCUUUGAUAACAUUGCCAAGCACAUGGCUGAGGUGGAGAAGACUGGAGCUAAACCAAAGGUGCCCAAGAAAUAAAAAACCCAUGCCCCAAAAAAGAAAAACUGAAACUCACAAACAAUGCAUUGUGAUGGUUUGGGUUUGUUGUGGAAUGUGGUCUCUGAAAUGGUGCUCUGAAAUCCCAAAUUUGAAUCUGAGUCCAGAAAUCAGUGCUAAGAUAGCCAAAUUAUAAUAACAAGCCAUAACAAACUUCCUGAUAAUACCGUAAAUAAUCAACUGUGCUGUGUAGCAAAUGAAGACACUUAUUAAUUUCCCCUCCCAAGUAAAAAACAGAAGCCAGCAACAGGCUGCCAAAUUUCAUGUGAGGUUUGUGAACGUAUACCCCUGGUAGUAAGUAAACCCUUCAGUGGCUCAGCUAAAUUAUCAUGUAAGUCCAUGAGAUUGUUAUCAUUCUGUUGAAAUAAUAAACAGAAAGUACAGUAGUAUGCCAUACUGACCGAACUUACUUUGUGCUAUCGGCAGGUGCUUUUGGCAAUUAGCGAAAUUUCUUUCCGAAUCUGACAAGUAAUGAUUUAAUUUGAUGUAUUUGAUUUCCAUGUGAUUUCAAAGCCUGAUUUCCAUGCGAAUUCAAGUUCCACUCGAAUCAAAUCUCAUAAUGCGUUUGCUUGGGUCUCAAAAACUUAUCACAGAUGCUAUCUUGAAAUUCUACUCACAAAUCAGGUGAACUAAUACCUGCCUUAUGAAGUAAACUGUGAAACAUUUUACCUUGAGGCAAUCUUUCUUCCAUCUGCAGUAUGGUAGUUUGGUAAAAUUCUUUCACCUUGUAGAGAAGAUUAAAGUUCCAAACAGUAAGCAGACGCUGCUUUCAGUGUUUUGGUUUUGUUUCUGCGUUUGUGUGUGCUUCACAGUUGCUCUUGUGUUAAAUGUUUGUAUGUUUUUAGACAAAAAUUGAUUGGUAAAACAAAUGAUUAUAGAACUUGCUGCAAUCAUGUAGAUUUUCUAUUUUGUUUGCAUUUUUAUGUUGAAACAAAAGUACUUGAAAAGAACUUAGUCUACCUUCAAGAAAAUGAGUGUCUCAAAUUUCUUGAUUUCCUUGUUUUAAUCUAACGUCACAUUUUAUCGCUUGCUGCAUGUGUUAGUUGCAGAAAAUAACUCUGACAAAUAAACAGCUUCCCUUGAAGAUUUCUUUUAGCAAUAUAAGAAACCACAGGAUAUCCGCUGAGUGGGUCAUAAAAAUUUAACAUUUUUUGUUUGAAAUUUUGUUCUCAACUAAGGCAGAGUUUAGUGAACUAGUUCAUUGCUACAUGAUUGAAGAUACCUGUUUGUAUUUUAUCAUUAACUGCGUGUGUUAAUUUUGUGUGGCUAUUACACCUUGUGCUAAGCCAAGGAUAUAAAGCAAUCUAGAGGUUAUUGAUAUGCAUGGAGGGCUGGCUAAACUGUACGUGACAAGACUUAAUCCUGUUCCUGAAUUCGCAUUGUCGGGACUGUGACUGCGCGUUGUCAUGGCUCCCUGCAUUACACUGCAGUACAUGUAUUUUGCUUUUGGUUACCAGUAAUAAAAGCAGUAACUGUAAGCUUAUUUUAGAUGCAUGUAGUCAGUGAAACAAGUCUUUCCAGUCGGUGUGUGUGCAUGUUUUUGAAGGAAUAUUCUGUGUUAAAACUCUCAGACUUGAAAUAGCGCCUUCUUUCACUGCUUUUGCAGAAGUGUUCAUAAACCUUGAAAGCUGUAACUUUUGUAAGAUGCAAAAUAUGGCUACCACAUGACUAAAAACCAUUAAUGACUAUGGCUGAUUGAUAUCCAUAAUGAAUAUUCAAAUAUAUCCAUAAUGAAUAUGCAUACCCUCUUUAAUAUGUAGAGUUGUAACUUGUACACUGUUGCCUUUCCACAUAUGCUUCCGAGCUGUAGAAUAACUUCUGUGUAUAUUCCUUGUAGAGUAGCAUAGCUAUUUUUGUAUACGAAAUCAGUCAAUGCAGGUAGAAUUUGUGAGAAAUGUGUAAAAUAUAUGAUUGGAUGACAGCUGAUGACAGUCUCUACUAUAUCUGGAAUUGGAUGUGCAACAGAAUUUGAAAUUUUAUGUUUAGUGUGCCGAAGUGCGUGGCAUCACGAGGCAUCGCGAAUAAGUAUUAUAUUAAUGAUUGUUGGUGUAUAAUGAUAGUGUUGGAUGAUGAUACUGUACAAUGUUUGCCUUCCUUUUCCUACUGACACAGCGAGCCAGUUCGCAAUAACAAAAAAAGAGGCAAGGUCAUUUGGGAACGAAACAUGCGCUUACGGCCGCGCUGAUAGGUCAGACCACACACGCACGUCCAAAUGACCUCAGCAUGCUUCAUUUUGGGCAUACGCUGUUGAAAGACUCAACUAGCUCAUUCUGUACUGCAUCUCUAGUUUGGUUAUCUCUUGGACUCUGAAAUGUCCAGUAAAUAAGGGGCCUGCUGAUGUACAUGAAUAUUGGUGUGGUUGGGGAUGUUAACAUUCUUCCCUUAGUUUUUGGCAGUGUUUCUUAUCACCUGCUGCAUAAAUAGAUGGUGCUAUAGGAUGGAAGGGAAGUAUAAACUUCAUCUGCACCUUGCUGUGUGUAGAUUGUAGAUGUCAGAGGUCACCGGAAUUAUCCUAAGGAUAGUCACAUCUGCGUUUGGAUUGAGUUGUUCUCUUUAAUCUUUGAGUGGCAGUUUGUUGAUAAUUUCAGUUGACCUCAUCUGAGUUUAUAACAAUCAUCAGUAAUGCCGUAUUUUACUGGUUGACAGAUUUCGGUUAUUCUAAUAAGUAGGUCUACUGAAGUGUGUUGAUAAACACUCCAGUGGAACUGUUAUCAGCCAGAAAGGAAACGGAAACGACUUUGUGUUUUUUUAAACUUCAGUAAUUGUAAUUGUGUGAUCAGAUUGAAGCCACAUAUUUGCCCAUAUUUAUUGAUUGAUUUGGAGUUUUAGACAUUGCCCCUUUGUUUUUCUGAUGAUACGUUUAUUAAUUAAUAAAUCGCGCCCCACGUUACAAGAAAGCAACAGUGCCAUCUUGUGAGUUUGAAAAGAAAGUGUCCCUGUCAAAUUUUUGGAACAGCAUAGGAUAAAAUUACUCGCCCAUGCCCACGAAUACGUGAUCGCAGUUCCAGAAAAUGAUAUGCCAAAUUACCAUUCCCCUUGCAGAACAGCCUAAAAUUGACAAGUACAUUAUAAUAAUUGUGAUGAGAUUUCAAAAUCAUAUUUGAGCUUGGAUUUUUUCACAGCAGGUUCAUGUUAACUUGUUUGCUUAUGUCAUGUAACAAGAAAUAAAGUAAACUGGUAAAAAC
Acanthaster planci (crown-of-thorns starfish) is the source of this 4310-nucleotide messenger RNA. RefSeq names its product glycogenin-1-like. Lineage: Eukaryota; Metazoa; Echinodermata; Asteroidea; Valvatida; Acanthasteridae. Gene Ontology annotation, molecular function: glycosyltransferase activity. The record is from RefSeq and is a predicted model, not a curated record.